This is a messenger RNA of Orbicella faveolata, 3035 nucleotides long. RefSeq names its product protein FAM149B1-like. The record is from RefSeq and is a predicted model, not a curated record. NCBI's taxonomy places the organism in Eukaryota, Metazoa, Cnidaria, Anthozoa, Scleractinia, Merulinidae.
GAGAGAGGGGGUGGGAGGCAUUCUCAUUUCAAUUCAGCAAUCACUCCUUAGAAACGCACACAAGGCACACUACACGAUCAUUGAAGCAAGAAGCAAUAUCAACGAGUUUUGAGAGAAAUUGCGUACCUUUUCUUGUAUCAGUAGAGUUUUUUAGCUGUUAACUGAUAAAUAUUGGAAGCGUCUAGGGACGCCACCGAGUUCUCCUGGUUCCUGUUCGUCCACAGGCAGCGCACGUGAACCGUUGUACCUAAUCGAAAGGUUCAGUAAACUUCCCAGAUGAAAUGACUGCUCGUUUAACUGCCGGAAAAAAAAAUGUAUAUAUCACGACAUAUAAUGCAAUUUAAAAUGCAUCGAGUGAAACAGUUGCAUAGCCUGUGUGCUCCCUUGUUACAUCUUACUUCUUGUAGUGUAUUAGGACAGUUUUCGUACCGACAAGUGCAUGUACAUCCGGGAAUCAUGUGAGUGUGUGUGAGAGGGAAAACAGCGAGCGAACGUGUGUUAAGUUGCUCUUAUUAAAAUGAUGUGUUCUAGCCUUUGUGUACACUUCUCUUUUACACCAAGGCUUUCCAAUGAAAUUUAUCUCGCAAAAAGAGCUUGCCGGUAUAAAGCAACUAUAGUAAAGAACUGAACUCCCUCACAAUACAACAGUAGCAUUUAUUAUUUCAUAAUUAGCUAUGUGCAAGGUCUGACAUCACAUGAAAUAUAAAAUAACACUCUAGCUAAGUCUCUUGGGAAGAAAAUGUUCCAGUAAGCGUUUAACGUACCUUGUGGUACGAAAUUUUUGUAGGAGUUUAAUUUUGCUGAUCAGCAAUUUUUAUAUUUUGCGGGAACUGAUUUUUGUGACUGUGAAAGCCUGAUUUGUCUUGCUGGUCAUUAAUUUUUGUAAUUUUCGUGAGGUCGCGUUUAAUUGAAAUUGCAAUAUUUGACUAUAUCAAACUACAUUCAAUCGACCUGUGAAACGACAUGAAGAGAUCGAAAUAGAUGUAAAACGCGGUGAGCAGUGUACCAAUCUAUUACAACUGACAUCUUGCCGCCCUAUAUUUGGAUGAUUACUUAGGCGACUCAGGAUCAGUACUAGAAAACUAUGUUACCACUUGAUGCAUAUCCCUCGAGUUUUAUUUCUGCAGAACGAAACAGAAGUUUUAAAUAAAUGACACCAAGAUUCUUCAUGUGAUGUUUGUAUGUAUAAUUUAGCCACUGAAUGGAGUAAAUUACCCGGGACUAGAGCCGGAAGAGAGCGGACCGGGACCGCCUGCUUAGCAGCCUCUAGUUAUCCUCUCGCGCGCACAGCCCGCUGGGAGAAUUGUACUUCAUCUAAAUUUUGUUGUUUUGGGAACUUGUGUCGUGAGUCAAUAUCGGGAAUUGAGUCAAGGUUUUUUACCGUUAAUCGUUAUCUAAUCCAUUGACUUGAGGCAUAAAGCAAUUAGCGCCUACGUAGGAAUAGAUUCUGGUGAAAAUAACAAUGAAGGAACGGAUUUGGUGAGGAUGGGAGAGGUGGUUUCGUUGCAAAUUUUGUUGUCAUGGACGUACUGUGUUCUUCAACUCCACACGGAGUGGAAUUUUGCAUCUCACAUACAAUGCAGAGAUGACUAAUAGGGCCUAUCCUCUUGAAAUUCGUGGAAUUGCUCACAAUAGUGUGGAUGCUCUCCACCCUCUCCCGGAGAGGCCAGAGGAAUCAUUGCCCCUGUCCUAUAUUGAGACAGUCCGGAAUGGUAACUUCACUAGCUUCAUGCCUGAUACAAGUGGACGGUCAUCACCCACAACUGAUCACACCCCCAGCAUAGUAAAUAGCUUCUGUGAAUCAAACACAUGGUCUACAAACACUGGAAACCUCACUGGACGUAGCAGUGUGUACUCCUGGGGGAAUGAAGAUGAGUUUGAUAGGCAGGCCUCAGCAACAGUGAAACGCAUGUUUGAUGAGAUUGAUGGAAUGCUCUUUGAAGGACAACAUUUCAAUGGUAGCCCUCAACUGUUGUCUGAGUGUGAAGAGUGGUUUCAACGAUUUCCACAUUUGCGAAUCUGUGGUUAUCAACUACUUAGUUCUAAGGAUGAUGGUACUCAGCUAAUACCAUUUCCUGCUGGUGACACAAGGAUAUUCAGUCAGAGGCCACAGACUUCUGUGCUUGAGGAUGUUGAGGAAUUUGGGGCUUUUGAUUCACAAGGUUUGUUCAUUGAAGGAUUUCAUGUUGAUCCUUUGUUGGAGCCUCCAGAAUCAUACAUGAAUGAUGAAAUGAAUGACUACUAUACAGAGUUUGAAGAGGAGGUCCUGGAAGAAGAUGGAGAAGUAGUGGAGUAUUUUGGUUAUGAUCAACCUGCUGUGGAGGAAGAGGGGACAGAGCCCAGCAAAGAUGUAAAGUAUCGUCGCCAGCAGAGACGAGGCUACCCUCCUGUGACACCAAAUGCGUGUGCAAAAGAUGCUGUGGUCAGUCAGUUGUUUGACCAGGCCUGGGGAGAGGUGGUGUUAUGGCUAAGAGACUUGUUAAGUCGUUACUCACAGAAAUUAUUAAGAGACAAGCCCCAGUUCCUUGCAGAUGUGGUGGUGUCAUCUGACAGAGCUAUUGAGACCCCUUUCCGACCAUUUUCCCAAAGUGUCCUGUCUAGAAAUAUUUUUUCAUCUCAGGUAAUUUUGAGUAAAUUGCCCAUUGAAUAAAAAGUUUAUGUUAGUGGCAUACAGUAAAUACGCAGCAGCAUCUAACUAACAAUGACACUGUGAGAUCAAGUUUUCUAUGAGUGAAGCGAAGCCUAGCCUUGUUAACUGUCACUCAUAAAAAAAAAAAAUUCUAAAGGAUUAUAGCACAAAACGUACAGUUUUGUGCAUAUUUAAGCCUAAAAUUAAGAAUCAUUUUUAGUUUCAAGAGCAGCACACACACAAUCGUUGUCUCAGCAAAUAGAACACGUUGAGAGAACCAAUUAAAUUCACGGAUUUUGAAAAGAACACAGCUAUGUGGCUACUAAUACAGUGUAGUAAUAAUACCAAUUAGUUUAUGAGCUUGAGUUUUCUAUGAGGAGACAGCUGAUGAGAUGCCAAAGCCCAA